Molecule: messenger RNA, 961 nt
Organism: Gamsiella multidivaricata
Lineage: Eukaryota; Fungi; Mortierellomycota; Mortierellomycetes; Mortierellales; Mortierellaceae
Product: caleosin domain-containing protein
Exons: 2
Coding region: 20-757 (245 amino acids)
Molecular function (GO): calcium ion binding; monooxygenase activity
Source: RefSeq, a predicted model, not a curated record
UCCUUUCACCACCAGCCAAAUGUCGUCCUUACCAAUCAAACCCUCUAUCCCCGAGCAACCGGUGACCGUUGAGCGCCAGCCCUUCCUGCAGCAUCAAAGCGCCAUCAACCACUUCCCAGACCCAGGCACUGCAAGGGCCAACGUCGCUGCCACCCCCAGCCAUCCAGCCGGAACGACCAAGGACAACUGGGCUGCGCGACACUCGCGCCAGACGGUCCUUCAGCAGCACUGCGAGUUUUUCGAUCGCGACCACGAUGGAGUCAUCUGGCCCCACGACACCUUCUUGGGCUUCUAUGCCAUCGGCUUUAACGUCGUCCUUAGCCUGAUCGCCGUCUUCAUCAUUCACUCCAACUUUUCCUAUCCGACCUCGGCUUCCUGGAUCCCCGAUCCAUUUUUCCGCAUCUGGCUCCAACGCAUCCACAAAGACAAACAUGGCAGCGAUUCCGGCACAUAUGAUACCGAGGGUCGAUUCGUGCCACAGCAUUUUGAAGAUAUCUUUGCCAAGUAUGCGCGCGAUGGCAAGGAUGGACUGACUUUGACCGAUGUUUGGGGACUGCUGAAGGGACAGAGAGUCAUCAUGGAUCCAAUCGGUUCGUUUGGUGCUUUCUUUGAGUGGAUGUCGAUGUACUGGGUGCUCUGGCCAGAGGAUGGCGUUAUGCGAAAGGAAGAUAUCCGACGGAUCUACGACGGAAGCCUCUUCUAUGACCUGGCUGAAAAGAAGGCCAAGAAGGCGAACGCCGCCAAGAAAGUGCAAUAAACAGCCAACAUAUGCCUCGUUUACUCUAUCCUGCGCUGCUGUAUAUAUAGCUGAUAUUUGCUACCGAUUUUUCUUUUGUUUUGCUUUUAUUGCUUUAACAUACGCGAUUGCCGUCGACUCUGCGCACGACACCAGCCAUCCUACUCUCUACUCUCUGAAGACACACUUUAUCGAGUUUUGCAAUAAAUGACAUGCCUAUUUCAU